Messenger RNA from Rotaria sordida, 861 nucleotides. NCBI's taxonomy places the organism in Eukaryota, Metazoa, Rotifera, Eurotatoria, Philodinida, Philodinidae. The record is from the annotation of a GenBank genome assembly.
AUGGAACCAAAUCCUAUUCAAAAUAUUCUUCAUACUACUGCUUUAAAAGAGCUACCCAAAUUUACUGGUGAUCCUAAUCAGAAAGUUACUCAGUUUAUUAAUGCUGUUGAACACAUUGGCAGCUUCGCUGGAUUGAAUGAAUCGAUGUUACAUUCUCUCGCUACUAUUAAGUUAGAAGGAUCUGCCUUUAAUUGGUAUCAUAACAAUCAAGCACAUCUACAAUCAUGGCGAGAUCUAAAACAACAUCUUCUUGAACGCUUUAAACCAUCUCUUUCUGCUACCAAAACGCGACUGAAGGAAAGAAAACAACAACCUGGUGAAUCACUUGACGCCUACUAUGAUGAUAUCAUUGAUUUAUGUCAACAAGUUGAUCAUAAUAUGCCGCUGCAUAUGAUCGUUGAUUAUUUGCAAGAUGGUAUUCGUAAUGAUUUAAAAAUACACGUCAAACGUCGCCUCAAAAUGCUCAACGAUGAACCAACACCAGCUAUUUUUUUGAAGAUCGCUCGUGAUGAAGAAGAAUUACUAAAUGAAAUUCCUUCUGAAACACAACAAUCAAUCAUUUCACCACAACCCUAUUUUGCAUCUGUUACCGCUGCCACUGGAAAACAACGACAAAGCUCUGAAACUUCUCUUCACUCACAAAUCCCUCAAAAUACUCGUAUCACUGAUUACACACACACUCUUAACAGAUCACGCGCCUAUCGUCCUCGUUCAACACAACUAAAUCAAUUCUCUCCAUGUUUAAUUUGUCAACGAUCGAAUCAUCGUACUAUCGACUGUUAUCAUAAACAACCACGUGGUUGUUACAAAUGUGGUAACCAUAACCAUAAUAUUCGUAAUUGUCCCCAGGUUUUUCAAUAA